AGUAUAUUGAAGUGACUGAUGAUGCUAGCUGAUGUUUGAUGAGAUGCCUCGGUCCUUCAUGGUGAAGAGUAAGAAGGCGCACAGCUACCACCAGCCCCGGAGUUUGGAGGAUGACUACAACAGACUGGACUGUAUUCUGGCGCACAUAUGCUCAGAGGUGGAUAAACUCCCGGAUGACACCGACAUGUCGGAGGACAGGUACGGUCUCUCUCCUGACUCUCACCUGGCUGACACUGCGGAUUUCUCCCCCAAGUCUCCGCUGAGCAUCGCCGACAGUCUGUGCGGUCCCUCCUCUGACUAUGAAGAUUUCUGGAGGCCUCCGUCCCCCUCUGCAUCACCGGUUGAUUCGGAGAAAUCCCUCUCUCCUCUGGUGGACGAGACUCAGCCCUUCACCAUCCCCUUCCGGCCAUACGCCUGGAGCAGCUACCCGGGGCCCGGACUGAGGCCCCUGGUGCAGCAAAGCCUCCAUUCCAGCAUGGAGGUGGACAGGGGGCCAGGAGCUUUAUCGUUCUACGGAGACAGGAGCACCCACCCAGCUCUGGACUCAUACAGGACUCUGGGCGAGGAGGCUUAUGGAGACUACAGGAGGCAUGCUGCUGCUUUGCUGUUUCCUGAUGGAGGCCUGCACGGGAAAGCUCACAGUGUGAAGGCCCCACCUGACCUGCUGUGCUCCAGUCUGAUCCUCAAUGGUGCCUACAAGUGUAUCAAGUGCAGUAAGGUGUUUUCUACUCCACACGGUUUGGAAGUCCACGUCCGCAGAUCGCACAGCGGCACGAGACCGUUUGGUUGCGAAAUCUGCGGCAAAACGUUCGGGCACGCAGUCAGUUUGGAGCAACACAAAGCUGUGCACUCCCAGGAAAGAAGCUUCGACUGCAAAAUAUGCGGUAAAAGUUUCAAGAGGUCGUCAACUCUGUCGACGCAUCUGCUCAUCCACUCAGACACGCGGCCGUACCCGUGCCAGUACUGCGGGAAAAGGUUCCACCAGAAGUCAGACAUGAAGAAACACACAUUCAUCCACACAGGUGAGAAGCCACACAAAUGUCAGGUGUGCGGGAAAGCGUUCAGCCAGAGCUCCAACCUCAUCACGCACAGCAGGAAACACACCGGAUACAAACCCUUCGGCUGCGACCUCUGCGGGAAAGGCUUCCAGAGGAAAGUGGACCUGAGGCGGCACAAAGAGACGCAGCACGGACUGAAACAAUAAAGAGGACUAGUCCUCUGCAAAAAUCAUGUCAUAAUAUUAUCUGACCUCAGGGUCUUUAAAGUAUUAUUACUGGAAAGAGUCCGGAUAUCUGACAGAGCUAUUACAGAUGAAAGACAUGUAUCAUAGAUCUAUAUGUAUAAUUAUUUAUUUAUUUUCAUAAGACGCGUGAAGGCUUGAACCGUUUUCUUACGGACGUUUUACAGUGAAGACAUCAGAAACACUACUUCUUUCAAAGACUGCUCCACAGGCCCAUGAAACCAGAGAUAAGCUUUGAUCAAAACGAAUAAAUACAUGUGAUGGCGCAUGAUGAAAGAAAUGCAUCGUGCUAACGUCGACUGGAUUCGGCUUCAGUGGACUCUAAACCCAAAUAUUGGUACUCUCACUUUAAUAACCUUGAUGACAGUAAAGCCUGCAAAGCUGCAAAUCAGCGCCUCUGCAAAGACCAGAGGGUUUCUGUUUUCAGUUUGAAGAUAUGCUGGCACAACAGUCUCCUCAGCCUGUGUGAUUUAAUAAACAGAAGGCCUUAGAUGUAAUCUUCCACUUUUACAUUUUGCACAUUUUGCUCUCAUAAUGCAUUUUGUCAAAUACGUUUUUGAUGGUUGGUUUUAUUGAAAUCAAGAAAUGCAAUAAAAUCUGAAAGUUGA
Molecule: messenger RNA, 1848 nt
Organism: Notolabrus celidotus (New Zealand spotty)
Lineage: Eukaryota; Metazoa; Chordata; Actinopteri; Labriformes; Labridae
Gene: gfi1ab
Product: growth factor independent 1A transcription repressor b
Exons: 7
Coding region: 32-1204 (390 amino acids)
Cellular component (GO): nucleus
Source: RefSeq, a predicted model, not a curated record